Messenger RNA from Epinephelus moara (kelp grouper), 3692 nucleotides. Its product is annotated as interleukin-8-like. Gene Ontology annotation, cellular component: extracellular region. The record is from RefSeq and is a predicted model, not a curated record. Lineage: Eukaryota; Metazoa; Chordata; Actinopteri; Perciformes; Serranidae. Gene Ontology annotation, biological process: antimicrobial humoral immune response mediated by antimicrobial peptide; cellular response to lipopolysaccharide; chemokine-mediated signaling pathway. The coding region runs from base 596 to 877 and encodes 93 amino acids. The transcript is spliced from 5 exons. Gene Ontology annotation, molecular function: chemokine activity; CXCR chemokine receptor binding.
UUCGCAGAACUUGUUAAAGGUUCAGUGUGUAAGAUUUAGUGGCAUCUAGCAGUAAAAACGGAAUCUUCUCCCAUGUGGCAAACGUGCAGGAGAGGUGGGUGGCAGUUGUCGCGAGGUUAGUGUCGACAGCGGAUCUGGUUGACAAGUGGUUAUUUUAGAUUUCCUGUACACCCAGGGAUGGGUUUUGCUAUGGGCAAUGUGGGCGACCGCCCAGGGCGCAAUCUGUGUGAGGGCGCACGAGCGCCCUCCAAAAAAAAACAAAAACAAAACUCACCAGUUUUCUAGACUACCGCUCAUUUCCACGUCAAGUUAGUGGAGUGGGCGCUGGGGUGCCCCUAAUAUCACGUUUCAACCAGCAGCAGAAAGGAAAGACGAAUCCUGGAGGUUGUGGGUUGAACGGGGGUCACAGACAGGAAUACGGCGGAGGUUCAUAGUGCUCUGCGGCGCAAGAUAACGGCUUACCGGCGACAGAGAAGUCCGACUCCAGGUCCAGUAAUUUCCUCUUUCGUUGGCAUCAUGACUGCCCAGUAGUACCUGGACAACCAAGCCGUGGCGGUACACAGAUUGUGUCUCUGACUUCAGCUUCAGAGCAAAUAUGUCUAUCAUUACUGUUGUGGCACUCCUGGUUCUCCUGACAAUCCCUGAGGGUAAAAGUCUGGAUCAUCCACUGGUCCAGAGAUGUCGAUGCCUCAGCAAGGAGAGAAAGCCCAUUGGUCGUUACAUAGGACAGGUGGAGGUGAACCCUCCCAGCUCCCACUGCAAGGACACUGAGAUUAUUGCCACUCUUAAAAAGGAUGGGCAAAAGAUUUGUCUGGACCCUGAUGCUCCUUGGGUCAAAAAAGUGCUUAAAAAGACACAGACUAGGCAGACAUCUUGAAGAACAAACCCUUUACAGAUUUGGCUAAGAGGGAGAGAAGAACCUUUUGGACACAUCUUCAUCACCACUGAAGCUCAAGGUGGAAGCAUGGAUUGCACUGACGGAGCACAGGGAGAAAAUGUUUCUUAAUAGGAAAGCUUCAUGUGGCAGCUGCAAGGUUGACCAUCUACCCAACUUUUCCAUUUCCUGUCAGCAACAAAUAAAGGUGUGGUGACACAAAUCUAGGUUUUGAGCAAUGUGUUAAACAUUGUAUGUCUACUCACUUUAGAUGAGAUUUUUGUAAGCAAUUAAAAGAAUUGUAUUUCAAAUUGAAUAUUAAAUGUAAUUUUUUUUUUUUUUAAACUGUAGGGUAAAUGCACAAUAUAAAUAGUAUAUUGGUUUAUUGAGCAGACUGCAGGACAGAAUGAAAUUCAAGUGUGGUGUCAGUGUAUGAUGUGUUUUAUGUAUCAGCUUUGUUUGCAAGUUUUCUAUUCGCAGAUUAUAGAUUAUAUACAGUAGUUAUUUCUAAUCAUCAAAAUCAAAUGUAUGCAUGUCUUCAAAAAACAUGCAUAUACAUUUUCAGAUUAAGACAAUUUUUUUGAAUACAUUGUGACAUUAAUUACAAACCAAUAAUCUGUUAAUGUCUCUCUCAGUCAUUAUAUUGGUUACACUUUAUAUUAAGGUACACACAUGCACCAUUAACUAGUUUCUUAUGAGCAUGCAUAUCAGUAGCAUAUUGGCCUUUAUUAGUCAUUAUCAAGCACUUAUUAAUGCCUUAUUCUGCAUUACCAUAUCUGACAACUACUCGGCCAGAGUUUCUAGUAAGAGUUUUUCCUCAAUAACCUCCUUAUUACUGCUAUUUGAGAGGAAGUAAGAAAGUUGUUAUACAUGAAUUACAAUCUCAAUGUGCUUUACUCAGUAUGGGCCAGUCAUUCUCCGUUAAUGAGAUUUAAUAAAUAUGAUAUAUUCUAAUGUACAAAACAAAAAACUAUAGGUGUUAAAACUGUCCAAAUAAGUCUUUCUUACUCAGAAUGUGUUGCCCAUCCUUAAGUGAGGUCUCGCUCACAACUAAUUCACUAGCAGUCUGACACUUAUGAACCCACAUGUUCCCUAUUCUGAAGUUGCUUCCUCUUCAAUUUUAGUAAAUCUUUGAUAGCACAAUACUAGUGCAAUUACAUGAUAGGGUAUAACAUUGUUUAACAGAUAUGUUUGGAAAAAAAAUGUGUGCUGCGUUUGUUCCUCUACCACUGAAUGAGAAUAAAGAAGAAUAAACCAUAAAGUAACCCUUUCCUUGAAGGUCAUGUCUGUAAUGCAAGCAUGUUCAGAAGACAUUAUAAUGCAUUCAUAAGGCUUCAUACAACUCUUUAUAAAUGUUUGUAAAUAUAGUGGUGGACUAUAAUAAAUUCAGCAUCCAUCAUGCUUCAUACCUCCAUACCAAAGUGGCAACAGUGUUUGAAAGUAGAAUCUGAGUCCUGUGUUAAAGCACAUUAUAACUACCAUCACUUCAGCCACUUACAAAGAUACAUGGAGAACUGCUCUAAUGUAUCAGAACAGAUUACACAUUCUAAGUUUCUGAAACUGAAUAAUGUCUUAUAAACAAUAAUACACUGUGGUAGGGCUUUGUGAGCUUUAAGUGAAGUGACUGUAUAUAGCAAUUGUAUGAUACUAUUAUACAAUUAUGAGGAUUUAUGAGCUGUAUCUGCUGGCUGCAAGUAAAAACACAGCAAUUAUCAAAGCCAUCUUUAUUUUCCAGUUUUGGAAUACUGGCUGGUCAGUCAAUUUGCUUCUCACAUCAAACAUGUUAUAAAAAAAACAAAAAAGCAAAACAAACAAACAAAAAACAAAACAACAUACAAAUAAGGCACAUGCAAAUGUGUCAUCUUUUAGUGGAAAAAUGUUUAAUUUUAAUUUUCUCUGUUGACUUUACGCUUCUUUGGGUUUUUGGGGAUUAUUAAGCAUUUAUAAAGAGCCUUAUAAAUGCAUUAUAAUGUCUUAUGAAUUUGCUUAUAAUGCAUGAUAUGGUAAAUGGAUGUGCAUUUGUAUGAUCCCCUUCUAGUCUUUCGACCACUCAAAGCACCUUUACACUACUUAUCACAUUCACCCAUUCACACAUAUUUACAUACUGGUGCCUGUGGCUACCACACAAGGUGUCACCUGCUGCAUACACACUCAGCAAAUUGGGUCUCAAUAUCUUGCCCAAGGAUACUUCAGCAUGCAUACUGGAAGAGCUGGGGAUUGAACUGUCGAUUUUCUGAUAAGUGGACAACCCGGUCUACCUCCUUAGCCACAGCUAUGACCUUAAUAGAAAGCAUUAACGACCAUAUUUAUUGAAUGUUAUUAAGGGAAAAGGUGACACUACCACCUUAUAAGGCCCAUACUGAGCAAAGCAUAUGGAGACUUUACUUGUAAAUGUACAGCAACUUCCUUACUUCCCAUCAAUAAGCAGUAAUUGGGAGGUUAUUGGGGGGAAAGUCUUAAUUAAUGGUCUAGUUGUAGAAAGUGGUAGGGCAAAAUAAGACAUUAUUAAGUGCUUCAUAUGACUGAUAAAGAACCGAUAUGCUAUGAACAUGCACUAGUUAAUAAUGAGCAUGUGUACCUUAAUAUAAAGUGUUACCAUUUCAUGUUUUAAGUCAUGAUUCAAAUCCAAGAUUUUGUCAAAACAGUUGAUUUUUCUCAGGUUUUGUAGAACAUCUAGCAAUAAAAAGAAAUGAUGUUGAAAAACAUAAAAUAAUGUAGACUUUUUUUAUACAGUAUUUUAAAUGUUGCCCAGUGUCACAUUUUUCUAUCUUUGAAUUUAUUACGCCACACAUCCAAAUAUCCAACUAGGCUCUUUGUG